UCACCACCGCCAACGCCCGCCGCACGUCAGAACAAGUCGUCGCUGUUCGACGACGACGAUCAACCUGCCGCUCGCAACUCCUCGGCCAACUCGGGCUUGUUUGCCGAAGCCAACAAUGCAGACGACGGUCAAUCGCCCUGGGACUUCCCUGCUCCCAAGAAGCACAACAGCACCCGUCAAAGAGGAGACUUGAUCAAGACACUGCUGCCGCCUAGCGACGUGCCCGAAACCUACGUCAACCUCUUCGAUGCCUUGUUGUCACAAAGCACUGCUCAAGGCGGUGUCACCUUGCGCCAGAUCAAGAGUUUGUUGUCAGAGAGCAGCAUUGGACACCCUGAGCAGUCUAAGAUUCUCGAGAUCAUCAGCGCCGCCGAUGCCGACGACUCACGUGUGCUGGGCCGCGGCGAGGUCAAUGUCAUUCUGGCUUUGAUUGGGCUGGCACAGGAGGGUGAAGAGCUUGGUUUGGAUGCCGUCGAUGAGCGUAGAAGACAGUUGCCAGUACCAAACCUUCCUUCUCUGACCGCUCCUCCCAAGCAAGAGCAGAAGCCACCUCGAACACCCACCGGUCCACCUCCUCAGGCAGACUCAGGUGCAACACAAUCCCAGAGCAUUGAAACUCCUGGCUUCGGCUUUGGCGACGACCCUUGGGGAAGUCCUUCCCUGCAUAAGAACCACCAUCAUGAAUCCGCCGCGCCUGCUUCGUACGCUCAGGCAGCUGCUCCCUCGUACCCCAAUGGCAGUGUCAAUGGUCGCGCAGAACCUCCUCACGUCCGCACAACCAGCAACUUCACUACGACCUCCGCCGCUGACAAAACCGAGUCGCCUACAGCUGAGCCUUCAUCCUUCGAGCAGUCGCGUCCUACGACAGCCGAGAGUGGCUGGGGUGGCUACUCUGCAUCCAAUGAUGGCUUCAAUACUGCUCCCGGAAACGAAGGCUUUGGUGAACCGCAAAGCGACAACAACCAGAUUUCGGGCAGCGUGAGGAGACCACUUGGCGUGUCCAGAUCUAGUGGCGCAACAGGUCCUGAAGAGCUCAUCACUGUCAACGUACUUGAAGAGAAGGAAGGAAUGUUCUUGUUCCAACAUCGUAAUUACGAAGUUUCCAGUAUCAGGAGGAACAGUCGUGUCAUUCGUCGUUAUAGCGAUUUCGUCUGGUUGCUGGACUGCUUGCACAAGAAGUUUCCUUUCAGACAGCUUCCUCUUUUACCACCCAAGCGUGUUGCCACUGCGGACAAUCUGUUCAUUGAAAAACGAAGGAGGGGUUUGGCACGCUUCGCCAACGCACUCGUCCGCCACCCUGUCCUGAGUCAAGAUCAGCUCGUCAUCAUGUUCUUGACUGUCCCUACGGUAGACGUUCGNGAACUUGCUGUAUGGCGAAAGCAGGCAUCCAUCUCUGUGCAAGAAGAAUUCACCGGCAAGCCUCUGCCUCCUGGUCUGGAAGAUUCGCUUCCUCAGAAUCUUUCUGACCUGUUCGACACGGUGCGAAGUGGAGUGCGCCGCUCGACUGAGGUUUAUAUCAACAUGUGUGGCAUGGUUGAGCGACUUAUUAAGCGUAACGAGGGCCUUGCGAGCGAAUACACCCGCCUUUCUAUGGCUCUGGGUACCCUCACUGAAUGCUCCGCCGACACCUACGCUAUCGACAACAAUGAAGUUGAGCUGCUGAACGGAGGUCUGAAUGGCACAGCUAAACACCUGUCGACCAACCAGACCCUUCUAGAGGAUGAGGCCAGAGCAUGGGACCUGGGUGUCUUGGAAGAUCUCAAGCGUCAACGUGAUGCUCUGGUCAGCAUGCGGGACAUGUUUGACCGUCGUGAUCGCUACGCACGCGACAACAUUCCCCAACUGGAACGCCGCAUUGCCACGAACGAGAGUAAGCUGUCAGGAAUCCGCGCACGACACGAGUCUCAAAUCAAGCCCGGCGAGGCUGAGAAGGUCGAGAGCGCAAUCGUCAAGCAAUCGAUAGUUGACCAGCAUGCUCGAGGUGUCUUCAUCAAGGAGUGCGUCCGUGAUGAGAUUGUUCACUUNCAAACCUCUCAAUACCACGUCAGCAGAAUGCACCAAGAGUGGUCACAGGAGCGCGUCAAGUAUGCCGAGUUGGGUGCAGAAAACUGGAGAUCGUUGAGCGAGGAGCUCGAGGCUAUGCCUCUUGGUGAU
Messenger RNA from Aureobasidium musti, 2154 nucleotides. Lineage: Eukaryota; Fungi; Ascomycota; Dothideomycetes; Dothideales; Saccotheciaceae. The record is from the annotation of a GenBank genome assembly.